Messenger RNA from Fundulus heteroclitus (mummichog), 1989 nucleotides. Its product is annotated as monocarboxylate transporter 2. Gene Ontology annotation, molecular function: monocarboxylic acid transmembrane transporter activity. The coding region runs from base 278 to 1723 and encodes 481 amino acids. Gene Ontology annotation, biological process: monocarboxylic acid transport; transmembrane transport. The record is from RefSeq and is a predicted model, not a curated record. NCBI's taxonomy places the organism in Eukaryota, Metazoa, Chordata, Actinopteri, Cyprinodontiformes, Fundulidae. Gene Ontology annotation, cellular component: membrane. The transcript is spliced from 5 exons.
UUGUUAGAAGACAGCUGGCGGGGAUCCACGCCACGCUUUGUUCCGAGGGGGUUCGAUCACAGCCCACGUGGGGAACAACAGCCGCGUGUUCCGACUCUUAAAAGGAGCUUUUGAAAGUUGGUCAGCGCCAUCAUUUCACGGCCGCGGACCUGUACCUGUGUUAUAAACGUGUCGCGAAGCAUCGGCGGCGGAGUUGUUUUAUCUCUGGCUGUAGUUUACUCCUUGGCGUAAAGAUGACGCAAUAUCUGAUGUUUUCUGUCUGCAACCGAAGCUAAAGAUGCCUCCUGCACCGGCAGAUGUGUCGGGUCCCAAACCCCUGGACGGGGGAUGGGGCUGGAUGGUGGUGUUCGGCGCCCAUAUUUCCAUUGGAUUCGCAUAUUCCACUCCCAAAGCCCUGUCCAUUUUCUUCAAGGAGAUCCAGGAAGACCUGGGGGCCAGCUACAGUGAAAUAGCCUGGAUUUCCUCCAUCAUGCUGGCUGUGAUGUACGCAGGCGGACCGGUGAGCAGCAUGUUGGUCAGUCGCUUCGGAAGCCGACCAGUGGUGAUGAUGGGUGGACUGAUGUGUGGGGUUUCUAUGGUAACAGCCUCAUUUGGGAGCUCCAUCGUUUACCUCUACCUUUGCAUUGGCAUCAUUGGAGGCUGGGGACUCUGCUUCAACCUGAAUGCAUCGCUCACCAUCAUCAGUAAAUAUUUCCUCGCCAAACGACCGUUGGCCAAUGGACUCGCCAUGGCCGGCAGUCCGGUUUUCCUCUGUUUCCUGGCUCCCGUCAACCAGUUUCUCUUAGGACACUAUGGCUGGAGAGGAAGCCUGCUUAUCCUCGGGGGUAUGAUGUUAAACUGCUGCGUUGCGGGGGCAUUAAUGAGACCCGUAGCUCAACCUUGUGACCCGAGAGCUUGUGCGCCACCACAGGAAGUGAAGCAGACAAACAAUACAAAGUCAAGCGGAAGCUGCAUGAAGAACGUUAAGACGUUUGUCGAUCUGUCUUUCUUCAAGGACCAGGGCUUUAUCAUUUACCUCGUUGGAAAUGUGAUGUUCAUCUUUGGCGCCUAUGCACCCAUCGUGUUCCUGUCCGCGUAUGCAAUCAGCCUUGGUGUCGAGGAGUACUCCGCAGCCUAUCUGCUCUCCAUCAUGGGCUUUGUUGACAUGUUUGUUCGGCCCGGCACCGGGCUAAUCGCCAACAGCAAGUGGAUCAGGCCAAGAAUCCAGUACCUCUUUAGCUUCGCCAUGGUCUUCAAUGGGACGUUCCAUCUACUUUGCCCUCUGAUGACGACCUACACCCUGCUGGUGGCCUACGCUGUGUUCUUUGGCGUGGGGUUCGGGAUGGUGUUCGCCCUGAUAUUUGAGUGCCUCAUGGACCUGAUGGGAAGCCAACGCUUCCCCAGUGCUGUUGGACUGGUGACCAUUAUAGAGUGCUUCCCCAUGCUCCUGGGACCACCUGCUGCAGGGUUUCUGGUGGACAUCUUUGGGGACUACAAAUACCUUUUCUUCAUGUGUGGAGGGGUGAUCACGACUGGUGGGCUCUUUCUCUUCGUCAUGAACGUCUAUAACUACAACAGAUUGGACAGAGCAAGUAGAGGCGACGACGCGGAGCAGAACCAGAACACCACUGAGAACCAGGAGCAGGUGAGCAGCUCAGAGGCUCAGAUGGAACUGAUGGACCCUGAGGCCAAAGAGACGAACACGGCCCAACUAGAUCCAGAGGACAGACAAGAAACCGGCUAAGCCAUUUGCCGACUGAUAGUAACCUGUAUUGUGUAAUAAUUGCGUGGUCGACGAAACAACAGAAGGACCUUCACUGCAGCUCCAGAUCAGGGAAGUGGAUCCAUACACAGGCAGACGUGGACAAAUUUGUAAGCAUUCCUUGACAGAGGCAUCCUAAGUGCCUGAGAGUUCAUUUAUCCUUUAUUGCCAGUAGCAUUAUCGCAAACUAAAAGUCUGGCGAAAUCCAGCCUUUAAUUUAAGUAAAUAUAUUUAGUGGGGGAAAAAAA